Neomonachus schauinslandi (Hawaiian monk seal) is the source of this 891-nucleotide messenger RNA. RefSeq names its product glycine N-acyltransferase. The transcript has 5 exons. NCBI's taxonomy places the organism in Eukaryota, Metazoa, Chordata, Mammalia, Carnivora, Phocidae. Bases 1 to 891 code for a protein of 296 amino acids. Gene Ontology annotation, cellular component: mitochondrion. Gene Ontology annotation, molecular function: glycine N-acyltransferase activity. The record is from RefSeq and is a predicted model, not a curated record.
AUGAUGUUCCCAUUGCAAGGUGCCCAGAUGCUGCAGACACUGGAGAAAGCCCUGAGGAAGAGCCUUCCUGAAUCUUUAAAGGUUUACGGGACUGUUUUCCACAUGAACCAGGGAAAUCCAUUCAAGCUGAAGGCCCUGGUGGACAAGUGGCCUGAUUUUACAACUGUGGUUAUCCGCCCUCAGGAGGAGGAGAUGAUAGAUGAUUUUGAUCACUACACCAAUACUUACCAAAUCUACUCCAAGGACCUCGACAACUGUCGGGAAUUCCUUGGCUCGCCGGAAGUCAUCAACUGGAAACAGCAUUUGCAGAUCCAAAGUUCACAGCCCAGCCUAAAUGAGGUGAUACAAAACCUUGCAGCCACUAAAUCUGUCCAAGUCAAGCAAACACGGUGCUUUCUCUAUAUGAUGGCUAAAGCAGUAAAGAAACUGGUUCCUUCCCUGCUGGACGUAAAGAAGUUAUCACCCAGCGGUGGCAAACCCAAGGCCAUCAACCAAGAGAUGUUUAAACUCUCCUCCCUGGACGCUACCCACGCUCCCUUGGUGAAUAAAUUCUGGCAUUUCGGUGGCAAUGAGAGGAGCCAGAGAUUCAUCGAGCGCUGCAUCCGGACCUUCCCCACCUUCUGCCUGCUGGGGCCCCAGGGGACCCCUGUGUCCUGGGACCUGAUGGACCAGACAGGAGAGAUGCGGAUGGCGGGGACCGUGCCUGAGUACCGGGACCAAGGCCUUAUCUCUCACAUCGUCUAUUCCCAGACCCAGGCUCUAGACAAACUUGGCUUCCCCCUGUAUUCUCACACAGACAAGAAUAACAAAAUCAUGCAGAAGAUGUGUUACAGGCUGCAUUACGUCCCCAUGCCCUGUGACUGGAACCAGUGGUACUGUGUGCCCCUGUGA